AAGAAAUGGAGAUGAAACAACACUUUAUGGUAUUUUAUCUUUUUGCUUUUUAUGAAGACACAAAAAGGUUUAUUUCAAUCCGCUAUUCACUGUUUCAACCUGUUCGGAGAAAGAAGCCAAGCAAAUUGUAAAACAAGUGCAACGAAAUGAGUCCCUGGAAAAAAAUGAGAGCGGUGGACGAUUCAAAGAAGGGUCUAGCAGGAGUGACGCAAAGCUGGGGCAGAUAUAAAAAGGGAGCCCAUUUCAGAGACAAACGCCAGUUCUGAAUCCUGUGUGAGAUCUAAAGAUUGACUCAGCUGCAGAGAGAGAACGAGGCUCCCCCCGUACUCCAAGCAGACAAGGACAAAGGGAAAUACACGAUCUGAGCAAAAGACAGGACAACUCUAAACUGCACCAGAGUAUCCAAACAGCUGACCGACAGAUAGACAGACAGAUCAGCUGACCUCCACGCCCGUCCCAGGCUCCGUUAUGAGUUUACUGGUGCUCCCAUUGUUGGUGUUGCUGGUCAGAGCCCAGCAAGGAGAGCCCCUGGGAGAUGGACCACCAAUCAGCUACCCCAAACCUGCAGGAGAGCUGCUAAAACUCCUUAUGCUGGACAUGUUGAGCGAGAAAAAGAUCCCGUUUUCCUUGGGGACUCCCCUGUCCCCUGGGAAAGCUCCCAUGUCAUUGGCCAGCCUGCUGUUCAGGGCGGAGCAACCCCUGAAAGAACGCCCAACUCCAGUGAGGCCCCUCCCCCCAGCAGAGAAGCGGGAGAAGGACAUGUCCUCCUACAACUGGAACUCAUUCGGUCUCCGCUACGGGAAGCGUCAAGCCGGCCUGCUAGCACAGAGAGCAGCAGAGGCCAACACAAACCCAAAUUGACCUGUCCUUUAGCUGUAGCUACUACUGCGUUCAAACUGCAACACUGGUUCUCCACUCUUAUCCCCCAGUUUUAAACCCAAAUGACAGGGUUGCCUGUAUUAAAGUUCAAAUUCUGCUCACAAAUGUGGCACUUCAACAGAAGUUAUAGCAAAGCUUUUAUUUUUUUGCAUGUGGAUGGAACUGGACUAGUUUUGUUGAGUUUUAGUAGGAUGCCGUGCCCUUAAAUGCCGAGCAAUUUUGAAGUCAAUUAAAUAUUUUGUUUUCUAGUUUAAAAAAAAAAAAAAAUUUAUAGGUGAUCUUUCAUUCCAGUGCCUAAGCAUGCAUAUCAGACAUUUAGCUCUUCAGCGCUACCUCUUAAAUAAGAAGUCCUGCUUUCUAUCACUGUCAGCGCAGAAUAACCACCCUGUGUGUUUUUUAAAAUGUUUAUCCCAGUCCAAC
This is a messenger RNA of Polyodon spathula (Mississippi paddlefish), 1299 nucleotides long. RefSeq names its product metastasis-suppressor KiSS-1-like. Gene Ontology annotation, biological process: positive regulation of cytosolic calcium ion concentration; G protein-coupled receptor signaling pathway. Bases 469 to 861 code for a protein of 130 amino acids. Gene Ontology annotation, molecular function: kisspeptin receptor binding. NCBI's taxonomy places the organism in Eukaryota, Metazoa, Chordata, Actinopteri, Acipenseriformes, Polyodontidae. The record is from RefSeq and is a predicted model, not a curated record. The transcript is spliced from 3 exons. Gene Ontology annotation, cellular component: neuron projection.